AUGGCCCUAUGGUUCUUCGCCUACGCGAGCGGCAUGUCGGCCGGCGUCUGGUCCGCCUUCACGUACCAGUGGCCCGUUCUCGCGGCGUCACAGCUCGCCGCCAGUCUCGCCGCGCGCCAGCUGCCCCCGCAGUGGCAGUUCCGCGCCGCUGCGUUCGCGGCGGCCGUCGGCGCGUGCUUCUGCCUCGGCGCCGUGCCGCCGCUCGCAGAACCGGCCCUGCAGGUCUUCUCCGCGGUGCCCGUCGAGCCCCCACACCUCCUCGCGUGGCGGGCAUGCUCCGUCGCCCUCGUGCACGGCGCCGUGUUCGGUGCGCUCGCGGUGACGCGCUCGCCGCUCCGGCCGCGCCAGGCCUUCUUGCUCUCGGCGACGGUCUGCGGGCUGCUCGCGGCGAUCCAGCCGCUGGGCACGCUGUGGCUGGUGCCUGUCCUGCACCCGGCACAGCACAUCGCGGCAGGCGUCGCCGCCGCUGCGGCCGCCGCCGCCGAGCUGCGCCGAGCCACGCAGAAACAGGCCUGA
Molecule: messenger RNA, 516 nt
Organism: Pedinophyceae sp. YPF-701
Lineage: Eukaryota; Viridiplantae; Chlorophyta; Pedinophyceae
Source: the annotation of a GenBank genome assembly